GUUAUAUAAACUCAAAAUAACAAGAACUCGCGUAUUUUCUCUUCUAAAUCCCACUUGUUCGCUCUCCUUAUAAAUAUUCGUAAAGUGUCGGCUUUUCAAGUUCUCUGUUUUGUUUCGCAAUCUCUCUCUCACUCCUUUCUCUGGCACCCUUCUCUCUCUCUCUCUAAUCGUUUCUUUUGAUGGCGUCUCAGGCUAGCCUUCUCCUUCAAAAACAGCUCAAAGAUCUUUGCAAGAACCCUGUUGAUGGGUUCUCCGCGGGUUUGGUCGAUGAAAGCAACAUCUUUGAAUGGAGUGUAACCGUAAUUGGACCUCCCGAUACUCUCUAUGAGGGGGGAUUUUUCAAUGCCAUCAUGAGCUUUCCAUCCAAUUACCCAAACAGCCCACCAACAGUGAAAUUCACUUCCGAGAUAUGGCACCCAAAUGUAUAUCCUGAUGGUCGAGUUUGCAUAUCAAUUCUUCACCCUCCCGGUGACGAUCCAAAUGGUUAUGAGCUUGCAAGUGAGCGCUGGAAUCCUGUUCAUACGGUAGAGAGUAUAGUGCUGAGUAUUAUAUCAAUGCUUUCGAGCCCCAAUGAUGAAUCUCCAGCAAACGUUGAAGCUGCCAAGGAAUGGAGAGAGAGGAGAGAUGAUUUCAAGAAGAAGGUUAGUCGAUGCGUAAGGAAGUCACAAGAAAUGUUGUGAUUGGUGGUGGCCUAAACCAUGCCUCUUGCCUGCUUUUGUGAACCAUGAAGGACAUAUAACUUAAAAUGUGUAAUGAAUUGGCUUGGAAGUUAUCAACAUCCUUGUUUCUUCAGCUCCAUGUCGUUCUUCACUACAUGGCCCUUUGUUAGUCCUGACUUGGAAAACAAACUGUAUUCUAAGUGUCUUGGCCGGUGUUUUGACUAGUUGAUUGAAAUUAUACUUUGUUCAAGUCAUAACCUUUUUAUUUUUUGGAUUAAAAUUGAAGUUUAGGUGCCAAGUUUGGUCGUAUACUCUUUUGAAUGUUACUAUUAUGAUUGCGAUUUCUAA
Arachis stenosperma is the source of this 1007-nucleotide messenger RNA. RefSeq names its product ubiquitin-conjugating enzyme E2 7. Gene Ontology annotation, biological process: protein polyubiquitination; ubiquitin-dependent protein catabolic process. NCBI's taxonomy places the organism in Eukaryota, Viridiplantae, Streptophyta, Magnoliopsida, Fabales, Fabaceae. Gene Ontology annotation, molecular function: ubiquitin conjugating enzyme activity. Bases 180 to 680 code for a protein of 166 amino acids. The transcript is spliced from 6 exons. The record is from RefSeq and is a predicted model, not a curated record.